Heterocephalus glaber (naked mole-rat) is the source of this 896-nucleotide messenger RNA. Its product is annotated as coiled-coil domain-containing protein 152-like. NCBI's taxonomy places the organism in Eukaryota, Metazoa, Chordata, Mammalia, Rodentia, Bathyergidae. The record is from RefSeq and is a predicted model, not a curated record.
AUAAUAGUCAGUGGCGGACCAGACCAGACUGCCAAUUGAGGCGGGGGAGACUUUGAGGAAACAGGAACAACAGCAAUUCAAGCAUGGAUCAAAGUAGCGAAGGAUGUACAAAAAAAAUUAGCAGUGUGAAUAUUGACAAAUUUAUAAAACAUUUUUCACAGAUAGAAAAGAAAAUGAUAGAAACCAGUGGAAAGAAUAACAUACUAGAAAUUCAGUUGGAAAAGAGUACCUCUUUAUUAAAAGUAGUGCAAACAAAGGAAGCCUCAAUUAAAAAAGAAUGUGCUGCUCUUCAUGACAUGAUAAAAGGGCUACAACAGACCACUGAAUAUCAACAUAAUUUGAGAGGUGAAAAUGAACAACUAAAAAGAAAUGCUGAUAUGACAAGGGAAACGCUGAAAUCUUACAAACAGGACUAUAAGAAUAAUAUUGCCAAACUUGUACAUGAAAUGAAAAUCAAAGAGGAAGAACAUAAGAGAGAAAUAAGCAAACUUUAUCAAGAUAUGCAGAAAAAAGUUGAAUUAAAUGAAGAAAAGCACAAAGAUCUAAUAAAGAAAAAGGAGAUGGAAAUCUCAGAGUUAAAUGCAAAGUUAGUAACUCAAGAAAAAGAAAAGGAAAAGGAAAUAAUCAAACUACAGCUGGAGUUUGAUGCCAAACUAGCAAGAGUUCAGACUAAGUCAAUAUCAUAUCCAGAUUCUACUACUAUUUCCCCACAGAGUAUCUACAGAAGGAAGCUUCAACAUCUUCAAAAAGAAAAAAGCACGGAGACUGCAGGUCUUCGUAAUACCAUUCACAAUUUGGAGCAGCACCUUUCUAUCGGCAAAGAUUCUCACCUUAAACGUAGACAAUUUUGAGUAUAACAGUAAAUUCAUUAAUUACUAUUUACUUUUUUUCAAAGC